AUGACCAAAUUUAUUGAAACCAGAGGUAUACCAGACCGGAUUAUUUCAGAUCGGGGGUCCUGCUUUACCUCACGACCAUUUGAGCAGUUCUGUGCAGUACACAACAUAGAACACAUACUCAAUUCCACCAGGCACCCACAAGCAAACGGGCAAGUGGAACGUGCUAACCGAACCAUAGUUACGCUGCUCAGUAUGUCCACAGAAGACCAACGGCGUUGGGACGCUAAGGUAAACGAGGUUGAACGCAUGCUGAACUCAGCAGAGAAUAAAACCACAAAGAAGACGCCAUUUGCAGCCUUACACGGUUAUCAACCACGUUUCCACCAAGGGAUACUAGGCUCAUUAUCCCAGAACAAGAAUGACUGGAGGGAACCAACGGAGGUGCAAGGCGAAGCAAGCGACAAUAUACGGGAGGGACAAAAAGCAAUGGUUCAAGUAUUUAACCGCAAACACAUUCCAGGUGUUAGCCUGGACUUGGGCGAAAUGGUAGUGAUGCUGAAGGCACCAACCACAGGACAGCCUACCAAACUGCAAGCAAAAUACAGAGAAAAGCCAUUACAAGUCAUACAAAAGUUACCAGGAGAUACGUAUCGAGUGGCCGAGGUAACUCCUGAAGGCCAAACCUCAUAUGCUACCACAGCACAUAUUUCACAACUCAAAUCCUGGAAGAUCCUUGAUCAAGAAGAUGAGACAGAUGAACUCAGCGUUCCAGACAGCUUCGAGGGGACUCCUACUGGUGAUGGUGAAGCAGGGGAGAGACCAACCAUCGAUGACCAAGAAGGAAGUAAGAUACCAGAACCAAUAACACCAGCAACAGAGAAUCCAGUUGUGGUUAGGGGCCAGCGGGAGAGAAAGGCACCGGGGUACUUGAGAGAUUAUGUGGCUAAGUAA
Macrosiphum euphorbiae (potato aphid) is the source of this 891-nucleotide messenger RNA. Lineage: Eukaryota; Metazoa; Arthropoda; Insecta; Hemiptera; Aphididae. The record is from the annotation of a GenBank genome assembly.